AUGGAAACGGUGGAUAUUAACCCGGAUAUCAUUGAUGAAGUAUGGCGAAGUGUUACAACAAGGAGUCUGCUGGAGCUUGAUGAGGAUAGCAUUCGAACUUUGAAUCCGAACAUCAUCGACAAACUGUAUUCUUUGUUGAAGCAACUAAGCGAGCUUUCCAAAUUUGGCGAUCCUUCGACUUUGCUGGAAAGAAGCAGUUUCUCGAAAUCGGUUCAUGCGGAUAUUCAAAACGAUGCUUCCAUCUAA
Messenger RNA from Gongylonema pulchrum, 246 nucleotides. The record is from the annotation of a GenBank genome assembly. NCBI's taxonomy places the organism in Eukaryota, Metazoa, Nematoda, Chromadorea, Rhabditida, Gongylonematidae.